CUUCAGUUUAAUGUUUUUAAUAUACUGAGUGUAACAAUUAGUAUUUGUGCAAAUCAAAAUGAUUUUACAUAUUCUCUUCGUUUUAGUACUAAGUUAUUUAUUCUUGAGGUUUAGGGAUAGAAAAAUGUAUAAAUUGUCAAGACAGUUGAACAAUGAAUUAUGGACGAUUCCCUUUAUCGGACAUCUGUAUUUAUUUAUUGGAAAUGCUGAAGACCUCAUAAAAUUGAUGAUCUACCUCGGAAAGAGAGCUUACAAUAACGGCGGAUUGUGUGCUUUGUGGUUUGGAACAAAAUUCAUUACAGUUGUCGCUGAUCCAGUAACAUUGGAUUAUUUAUCAAAGACGUGUUUAGAAAAAGACGAAAUUACAAAUGUUGUGCAACCUCUCAUAGGAAAUGGAAGCAUAUUUGCACCAGUUUCAAUUUGGCGUCCGAGGCGUAAAAUCGUGGCAUCUCACUUCAGCUUGGCAAAACUCAACAGUUUUGUGGAUAUAUUUUCUCAACAAAGCCAGGUUAUGGUAAAAAUUUUAAAAAGGUUAGAAGGAAAAGGAACUAUCUCUGUUCACGAUUACUUCAAAAUGUAUUUCAUGGAUUCUGUGUGCGAAACAAUUCUUGGAGUUAAAUUAGACACCCAAAACAAAUCUGAUCACUCAUUACUCACAGCAUUUGAGGAGAACUGUCUUAUAUUUAUAAAGAAAACUCUCGAACCUUAUAUUUAUGACACACCAUUUUACAAACUUACUUCGAGUUAUAGAACAUUCACGAGAAAUAAUGCAAUUGUUCGUGAUUUUAUCAAAGAGGUAAUAAAAUCUAAACGCGAAGAAUAUAAAAACGAAAAGGAAAAUAUAACAGAUUUCGAUGAAAAUAUAGAAAAUGAUGAACCACAAGCAUUUCUGGACAUGAUGAUAAAAUCGUCAGGGAAAGGCCAUGGAUUAACAGAUGAAGAACUUCUUGAAGAAUCGAUUGUACUACUUGUCGCCGGAACAGACACUUCGGCUACCGGAGUAGCAUUGGUUGCUAUGAUGCUCUCCAGACAUCCGGACGUUCAAAAUAAAGUUUACAAAGAAUUGCAGAAAGUAUUCAACGACUCCGACAGGCCAGUUACUCCAAAAGAUUUAACUCAAUUAAAGUACAUGGAAGCUGUAAUAAAGGAAAGUUUAAGACUGUAUCCACCGGUUCCUAUUAGUAUAAGGAAGAUAGAUAAAGAUGUGACAAUUCCAUCAGGACUAAACCUCGUAAAAGGUUCAUCAUAUUUACUCCACAUGUGGGCAGUUAAUAGGAACCCACAGUAUUGGGGUCAGGACGCUGACGAGUUCAAGCCCGAACGAUUCAUUGAUGGUGCUCCUCUACAUCCAGCUGCAUUUACAUCCUUUUCUUUAGGACCAAGGAAUUGUAUAGGGUACAAAUACGCCAUUCUAGCGAUCAAGACAGUCAUGGCAAAUUUGCUUCGCAACUUCACAUUACUUCCAGCUGAAGCGUCAGAUAUUUGUACUAACAAUGGCAAGUGUUUAGAAAAAGAAAAGCCACUCCGACUGAAGUACGAUAUAAUGAUCCGAGAUGUGGGCAACUUCUGUAUUCGCUUAGAAUCUAGAGUAAAGGGACAUUAGGUACCAAAAUAUAGUUACGAUUUCUAUGAAAUUCCUUAUUUUGUGAUAUAAUUCAUCUUUUCUUAAAAACAUAAAAGAUUGUGUGUGUGUGUGUGCAAUUCAUACAUGGCAGAAGUGAAACUUCUGAAAAGACCCUACGAGAGAUCGGGAUGGAUAUUUAGUAUAAGGAGUAUUAGGUUAAAUGUAAGGUGUAGUAUUUUAGCAUAAUACUAAAACGUAGUUGCAAAGUGAAAUGAAAAUAUUUUAAUAAAUAAAAAUACACACAUAAUACAUCACCCAUGCUUUAUACUAGAGCUUUGUAAUACUCAGGCGCAAAGACAUAUACACAUAGUAACUAAGGAAUAAAAGGAUGCAAAGUGUAGAUUGGAGGCUGAUUGAACCCUGUUCCUUUUUCAACUAUCGUGACGCAUUUUUGUUUUAAUCGAGCUUCAAAUCAUAAAGAUUCUAAAGAAGAUUCACUUGAAAAAGAUGAAAAAAGUAUACAGCGCUGUGCUGUGGGUAUUUUUCCUGAUAUACAAGUGAUAGAUUUUGUGUAUAUUGUGUGUUUUCGGCAUGGAAUAAUUAUGUACUUCGUUAUAUGGACUGUAUGGCAUAUCUAUCACCCUUUUUCAUCUUUCGUUGUAAGAAUUAGGUUCUUAGCAUUAUAUUACAAUCUAGUGUAUAAAACUAAUAAAAUCGAUGUUUAUGUAA
This is a messenger RNA of Manduca sexta (tobacco hornworm), 2293 nucleotides long. RefSeq names its product cytochrome P450 4d2. The transcript has 10 exons. Bases 59 to 1603 code for a protein of 514 amino acids. NCBI's taxonomy places the organism in Eukaryota, Metazoa, Arthropoda, Insecta, Lepidoptera, Sphingidae. Gene Ontology annotation, molecular function: heme binding; monooxygenase activity; iron ion binding. The record is from RefSeq and is a predicted model, not a curated record.